UUUUAUAUUUCUUUAUCUCAGUCGAGGCGUGAUUGUGGUCGCGUUUACCACGUAUCAGCCAUCGUAUCCCGCGUUAUAAAAGAAACCUGUCGGCGUUCGUUGGUUUUUACGCGUUUCGAUGAGGAGAAGUAUUUUUGGGAAGAGCAUUUCUUACAUAAACUAGAAUUGAUAGAAAGCCGAAUUGAUAGAAACUAAUUUUCGUUAAUCAGUUCAUUGGAACGAAUUAACCGAGUAAUUGCGACGAUUGAUUGUAAAUUGUAAAUUGUUGUUUGUUGAUUUUUCAAGUGUGAAAUUAACACAAGAGAAAUAUUUAUUGGCCAUAAUUCAAAUUACUUGUUAGAGAAAUAUUUCCUGCCGCGCCUAGAAACGCCAGUGAGAUGACACAGAGAAACAAAAACUAUCUCGAAGACAUGUUGGACAUGUCGGAUGUUGCAGACACUAAUGAGUUUCAAAGCGAAAUCCCUGAAUUCUUCGCCGGAAGCAACGUGUUAAUAACGGGUGGUUCCGGUUUCCUCGGCAUACUUCUAAUAGAAAAAUUAUUGCGAUGCUGCCCGAAUAUAGGAAAGUUAUACAUAUUCAUGAGGGCGAAAAAAGAUAAAACACCGGAACAAAGGUUCAAAGAGCAUUUCGAUUGCCCCAUUUACGACAAAUUGAAGAAAGAGCAGCCUAAUUUUAAUACUAAAGUAAUGAUGGUAGAAGCCGAUUUAAGCAAGUUAGAUCUCGGAUUGUCGCAGGAAAGUCGGAAAUAUCUUUUAGACACAAACGUAAUUUUUCACGCAGCAGCGACUGUACGAUUUAACGAAACAAUGCGAAUUGCGGUGAACAUAAAUGUAAGAGGAACGAAGCAGCUUCUUCUCUUCGCAAAAGAAUUGCCGAAUUUGAAAUCGUUCGUCCAUAUAUCCAGCGCAUUUGCCUAUUGUGUACAUAAUUGUAUUGAAGAAAAAUAUUAUCCUCCGCCUAUAGAAACGGAUAAGAUUUUGACUUUACUCGAUAUUUUGGACGAUGAAAAAUUGGACAAAUUCACGCCGACAUUAAUAGGUGAAUGGCCGAAUUCAUAUACAUAUACAAAGGCGAUCGCUGAAGAUACUGUUCGACAGUACAGCAUCGGAAUUCCAGUUUGCAUCGUACGACCGUCGAUUGUAACAUCUACGGCCGAGGAGCCAUUGAAUGGAUGGAUCAACAACAUAUAUGGUGCGGUGGGUGUAGUCAUGGGCAGUGCCAUAGGUAUAUUACGCACUUUGCAUUGUGAUCCUGACAAAGUGGCAGAAAUAGUGCCUGCCGAUUAUGUCAUUUCGCAUUUCAUCGCCGCGAGUUGGGAUACGGCCAAAAGAAGAAAUACUUUAUUGAGCAUCGAGAACGCGAAUCCGGAUGUUCCAGAAACCGAGAGAGUGCCGAUUUAUAAUUACGUGUCGGCAUGCCAAAAUCCCAUCACCUGGAGAAGAUUCAUGAAAAUAAAUGAAAUAUAUGGCAUGCAGGUACCAAGCACGCACGUUUUUUGGUACUACUUCUUCUUCCUAAACAAACAUAAACUGGUGCACAAUUUCUGCGUGAUAUUUUUGCACAUAAUACCCGCUAUCGUAACCGACAUUCUGCUCGUACUCACCGGUCGAAAACCUAUGCUACUGAAUGCGUACAAGAAGAUACACAAGUUCAGCUCCGUGAUAUCGUACUUUUCGUCGAAAGAAUGGCGAUUCAGCAACGACGCCGUUGUAAAGCUCUGGAGUCGCGUGUCACUAGCCGACCGCCAGAUUUUCAAUUUUGACAUAGAUAAUUUGAACUGGGAAUCAUAUCUCAAGCACAUGAUACCCGGUCUGCGUCUGUACAUAGCUAAAGAUCCGCUAGAGACCAUAGACAAGGGACGAGAGAAAUAUGAGAAACUGAAGAUCUUCCAUUACACUCUGUUGACAGUUAUCACAGCUUUACUAGUACUGGGCGUCAUAAACUUAAUAAUUCGCGUGAUGUCGUUCUCCUAAUCUCCCAGAGCUCAGUUAAAAAAAAAUAUCUUUUUUGUUAAUGAAACUAAAUUGAUGAUAGUAAAAGAAAGAUGAUUAAGUCAAGACAAAUGCUUCGUUUUCACAUAUUACCUUCCACGUUGUUGACCUUACACGCACGUUACAUUCUUAUUACAAAAGAAUCAAUAUGUGCAGUUCUUUUAUUAUUCUUGCUUACAUAAGUAAUCGUUAAUUAUGUACCUAAAAUUAAACGUCAUGCUGUUUCUCGUCACCAAGAAUACACAAUUAUUUUGUUAUGUCUUCUUGUAUAUCGGGCAGUUUUGAUAAUAAUACGUACAAUAUAAAUAAACUGAAUUCUUAAUAAUUUUAAAAACAUAAUAUCUCAUCUAAAACGGUAACAUAUUAUUUAACUAGUCACUUUUCGUCGUCAUAUAUUUCACGUCAUAAACAUUAUGGAUAUUUUAUUGUACUAUAUUCUUUCUUGUUCGUACAAUUACUGUAUUGUACAAUUACUGAUAUUGUGUUCUAGAUAUUUAACAUAUUUAUAUAUAAUUAUGAUAUAUUCUAUUCAAAUAAAAAAAAUACAUAUAUACAAUA
Molecule: messenger RNA, 2549 nt
Organism: Wasmannia auropunctata (little fire ant)
Lineage: Eukaryota; Metazoa; Arthropoda; Insecta; Hymenoptera; Formicidae
Product: fatty acyl-CoA reductase 1-like
Exons: 8
Coding region: 378-1973 (531 amino acids)
Biological process (GO): long-chain fatty-acyl-CoA metabolic process
Cellular component (GO): peroxisome
Molecular function (GO): alcohol-forming very long-chain fatty acyl-CoA reductase (NADP+) activity
Source: RefSeq, a predicted model, not a curated record